AUGUACCAAGAAGUAAAAGACAAGUUAAAUGACACGGGCAAAGUGAUUCCAGAUGACGUUGCUCAGCUGGUCUACAUUCGUCAGGUAAUGGAAGAAACGCUGCGCAUGGCAGUGCUUGCGCCAAUCGCAGCCCGUUAUGACGAAGAAAAAGACGUCACACUGGGAGGUUACGUCAUACCGCCUGGGACCCCCAUUAUCCAGGCUUUGGGCGUUGGAUACAGUGACCCAUCAAUCUGGCCAAACCCCGAAAAGUUUGACCCAGAUCGCUUCAGCCCAGAGAAAGUGGCUGAACGUCACCCCUAUUCCUUUCAACCGUUUGGUUUUGCCGGCAAUCGGAAGUGUCCUGCAUACCGUUUUGCUUACGCUGAAGUAACCACUGUGCUGGCCAACAUUCUGCUGAAAUUCCAGGUUCACCAUGUUAAUGGUUUGGGGGUAAAGGCCAUGUAUGGUCUAGUAACUACCCCCGAAGACGAAGUCUGGCUAACGCUUACUUCGAGAUGCGAUGAGAAUAAAGAAGAGUAG
This is a messenger RNA of Lingula anatina, 522 nucleotides long. Its product is annotated as cytochrome P450 20A1. The record is from RefSeq and is a predicted model, not a curated record. Gene Ontology annotation, molecular function: heme binding; monooxygenase activity; oxidoreductase activity, acting on paired donors, with incorporation or reduction of molecular oxygen. NCBI's taxonomy places the organism in Eukaryota, Metazoa, Brachiopoda, Lingulata, Lingulida, Lingulidae. Gene Ontology annotation, cellular component: membrane.